Messenger RNA from Gastrolobium bilobum, 2474 nucleotides. RefSeq names its product probable translation initiation factor eIF-2B subunit delta. The transcript is spliced from 7 exons. The record is from RefSeq and is a predicted model, not a curated record. The coding region runs from base 143 to 2149 and encodes 668 amino acids. Lineage: Eukaryota; Viridiplantae; Streptophyta; Magnoliopsida; Fabales; Fabaceae.
UUCUCUCCCUCUCCGUAGAAAUUCCGAGCCAAAGCUCAAACCCUCAAUUUUCCCGAGAAAAACCCUUUAAAAUUUUCUUACCAUACAAACACACACAUAAAACCCCUAAGCUUAAGCUUACUCCUCCAUUUCACUGCACUCCAUGGAUCCUCCUCGCCGAGCUCCACGUGCCGUGAUCGACCCUAUCCCCAAGUUCCGUCAAGUCGGGUUCUUCACUCACGGAGCCCCACCCGAGCGCUCCCAAUCGGGUCCACCCGACCCGAUUCACUCUUCCCCUCGCGUCUCCAACAUCUCCCCCUCCGGCAACUCCCUCUCUCCGGUGAUGAUCCCGCCGCCGCGCCACCUCUCCGAUAACCUACUCCUCCACGCUCGUCCCGCCGCCUCUCCUCUCCGUGCGGAUUCUAUGACUGCCUCCGGCGGCGGCGGCGGCGGAAGCGGCAGCACCUACGACGCUUCCGAUUUCUACCGCGCUCCCGUUUCCCCAGCGCCGUCGUCUUCGUACUCCAGCAGGAUCGCUACCGCCGGCGAUGGAAGCUUCUUCGACGGCAAGGGGAAUAAUGCUGGCGGAAAGGUGGCUGCGUCGUCUUUUCCUCGAGGAGGAUUUGACUUGACGGCGAUGAAGGCGAGCGUUGUUCCGGCGAGCGAAUUGACCACUGUUUCCGUGGUGAAUGCUUCGCUUGAGAUUCCCGAAAAAGAAAAAACAAACAGAGGAGGAGGGUCAGCUAUGGAAGUGAAAGACCAACAACCUACUAGUUCAAAACAGCAGAAACCAAAAACCUCAAAAGCUGAAAGGCGAGCUCUUCAAGAAGCUCAACGAGCUGCCAAGGCUGCUACAAAAGCCGAAGGCAAUAAGGCAUCUGGAACUGCAACUUCAGUGAAUGCAAAACCAGCUAAGGCUGUAAAGCCUGCACAGAAAGUUGAUAAUGCAGCAGUUGCAGCCUCUGAGAAGAAGGGAGGUGAUUGUCCUCCAGAAAAGGAUAGAAAAAAAGAUGCACCUCAACCACGCAUGCAGUAUGAUGACAAGAGCCGAGUGGAUAAAGCUAAACGACGUGCUGUGGUGAAACAAACUGAAGCUAGGAGCAGAGUUGAGUUGUUCAGGCAUUUACCACAAUAUGAACAUGGGAGUCAACUUCCAGAUCUUGAGGCAAAGUUUUUCCAUCUUUAUCCUGUGCAUCCUGCUGUUUACAAGGUAGGUUUGCAGUAUCUAUAUGGAGAUAUAUCCGGUGGCAAUGCUCGUUGUAUUGCAAUGCUUCAAGCAUUUCAAGAAGCCAUAAAAGACUACAGGGUUCCACUUGAGAAGACUCUUGUGAGAGACUUAACAGCAAAAAUUAGUAGUUAUGUAUCAUUUUUUAUUGAGUGUCGACCUCUGUCAAUCAGCAUGGGAAAUGCAAUUAGAUUUCUUAAAAGUCGGAUAGCCAAGCUACCUUUGGCCCUGUCUGAGUCAGAAGCUAAAACUUCCCUCCAGUCAGAUAUUGAGCGUUUUAUAGGUGAGAAGAUUAUACUUGCCAACAAGGUGAUAGUCAAGCAUGCUGUCACCAAAAUAAGAGAUGGUGAUGUUCUUCUAACUUAUGGGUCUUCAUCAGCAGUAGAAAUGAUACUGUUACAUGCACAUGAGUUAGGAAAACAGUUUCGUGUUGUGGUAGUUGACUCUCGACCAAAGCUUAGAGGGAAACUUUUACUUCGCAGGCUUGUGGAGAAAGGUCUUAGCUGCACAUACACUCAUAUAAAUGCUGUUUCCUACAUAAUGCAUGAAGUUACUCGAGUUUUUCUAGGAGCUUCAUCAGUGUUGUCUAAUGGAACAGUAUAUUCAAUAGUUGGGACUGCAUGUGUUGCCAUGGUUGCUCAUGCAUUCCGUGUACCUGUCAUUGUAUGUUGUGAAGCCUAUAAAUUUCAUGAAAGGGUACAGCUGGAUUCAAUAUGCUCGAAUGAACUUGGUGAUCCAGAUGUCAUUUCAAAUGUUCUGGGUAGAGAGGACAUCAACUACUUGGAUGGUUGGGCCAAUAUUGAAAAUCUGCAACUUUUAAAUCUGAUCUAUGAUGCAACACCUUCAGAUUAUGUUUCGAUGAUUGUCACAGAUUAUGGCAUGGUCCCCCCAACAAGUGUGCCUGUAAUUGUAAGAGAAUAUGGGAGAGAACAGGUCUGGAUAUAAAUUGUGCAAAUGGAACCAUCUCAAUUUUGUGUGUGUGCAAAAUCCCUAUUUAGCAAUUUGGUAACAAUAAAUUCUAAGAUUGUUGUAAUACAUGUUUCUGUAUUAUUUUCGCACCUCUGAAUAAUGUAAUGGGCCUUUUUGUUCUAAAAAUUGGACAUUUCUGUAUUCACCUGUCCUAGCGAGAGUGCAAAAUUUCGCAUCUCCUGGCAGAUUUAGCUAUGCGUUCUCAGUUUUGAGAGUUGUUUUUUCUUCUAUUCUUCAAAUUUUGGAUAAUUAUUCAGUCACAAUCUUGGUGUAGCAAAUUUUAGUUAUGCUUAGUCCCAUC